UUCUUUGGAAUUAAUCUUGGCGAUGUAUUUAUUCAACAGCGAAUAGUCCACCAGACCAUAACUGAAUUACGCCUCAACAAUUAGAUCUGCUUACAUUGCACUUUUGAGCAACUGAGCCAGAAUAAAGUUUUAUUAUUGUGCUAAGAUCAGUGAAUUUCCUGCAUUUCCUGCUGCGCAGUUCUGAGUGAAACCACAAAAUGCGCACAGCUUUCGUACUGCCCCUUCUGGCCCUGCUGGCGGUGGCCCAGGCCGUCUCCUUCGCCGAUGUCGUCAAGGAGGAAUGGCACACGUUCAAGCUCGAACACCGCAAGAACUACCAGGACGAGACCGAGGAGCGCUUCCGGCUGAAGAUCUUCAACGAGAACAAGCACAAGAUCGCCAAGCACAACCAGCUAUGGGCCUCUGGAAAGGUCAGCUACAAGCUGGCUGUCAACAAGUACGCCGACAUGCUGCACCACGAAUUCCGCCAGACGAUGAACGGAUUCAACUACACGCUGCACAAGCAGCUGCGUGCUGCCGAUGAGUCCUUCAAGGGUGUGACCUUCAUCUCCCCGGAGCAUGUGACCCUGCCCAAGACUGUUGACUGGCGCGACAAGGGCGCUGUGACCGGCGUCAAGGACCAGGGACACUGCGGCAGCUGCUGGGCCUUCUCCAGCACUGGCGCCGUCGAGGGACAGCACUACCGCAAGUCCGGCACGUUGGUCUCCCUGUCCGAGCAGAACCUGGUCGAUUGCUCCACCAAGUACGGCAACAACGGUUGCAACGGCGGUCUCAUGGACAACGCCUUCCGGUACAUCAAGGACAACGGCGGCAUUGACACCGAGAAGUCCUAUCCCUAUGAGGCCAUUGACGAUUCCUGCCACUUCAGCAAGGACUCCAUCGGAGCCACCGACCGCGGAUUCGUCGAUAUUCCCCAGGGCAACGAGAAGAAGCUGGCCGAGGCUGUGGCCACCAUUGGACCCGUUUCCGUUGCCAUCGACGCCUCCCACGAGUCCUUCCAGUUCUACUCGGAGGGUGUCUACGUUGAGCCUGCCUGCGAUGCCGAGAACCUCGAUCACGGUGUGCUGGUUGUUGGCUUUGGCACCGACGAGUCCGGCCAGGACUACUGGCUGGUGAAGAACUCCUGGGGCACCACCUGGGGCGACAAGGGCUUCAUCAAGAUGCUGCGCAACAAGGACAACCAGUGCGGCAUCGCCAGCGCCUCCAGCUACCCCCUGGUCUAGUCCAGAACUGAUUUCCGAUGUAUUUUAGCCACAUAGCCCUCAAAAGAUACAAACAAGCAUCUCAAAUGGAACUUUAAUAAUUUAGCCAAACAUUUAUUUUACUUUUGGAUUCCGAUACUUUCAUUUAUAUCUCUGCCAUCACAUACAACAUUAAGAGAACUACUGUGUUGAUGUUUGUAGAAAAAUAAAUAAAAAUAUAAAAAGAUUUUUAA
Drosophila bipectinata is the source of this 1435-nucleotide messenger RNA. It is a transcript of the gene CtsL1, whose product is annotated as cathepsin L. Lineage: Eukaryota; Metazoa; Arthropoda; Insecta; Diptera; Drosophilidae. The record is from RefSeq and is a predicted model, not a curated record. Gene Ontology annotation, molecular function: cysteine-type endopeptidase activity; cysteine-type endopeptidase activator activity involved in apoptotic process. Gene Ontology annotation, biological process: positive regulation of peptidase activity; immune response; positive regulation of apoptotic signaling pathway. Gene Ontology annotation, cellular component: lysosome.